AAAUUUCGUUUGUUUUCUUCACAUGUGAUAAUUGUUAAAUAACAACUAAUAUAAGGCGUUCAGAUAUUUUAGUUUUGAAAAUGUCACUUAAAUUUAUAUAUCAUUGUAAUAAUAUCAGAAAAAGUGUUAAUUUUAGCAACACACUUAAAAAUACGGUUCGCUACACUAGUUUUUUCAACAAGCUUCCUGCAACUGAUUUAUGGAAGGGAGUCACUGCUGUAAGUAAUGCUGGUAAGAAACGAGGAAGAGGUAAAGGUACAGGGAAAAAAGUCGCAAAAGAUCUCAACAAGGGUCAAAUAAUUGGAGUUGGAAAAAAAAAUAUAUUAUGGCCUGGGUUAAAUUCACCUAUUAUAAGAGGCAAAGAAAUAGUACAACAACAACAGUUAGCUAAAGAUACAGAAAGGGAAAAAAAUAUUUUAAAAAUACGUGAUGCAAUUGGAGGAUUUCGUGUCAUAAAAGUAAGUCCUGUUGAUCGUGGUUGGUCUGGUUCUAAAAUGCCAGGACGAAGCAUUGGACCCCCUGAUGCCAUAGGCGAUGAUACUUUUGAUGGUUUCGACACUCGAGUUUUAGAAAAUAAAAUCGUUUUCAUUAUGAAAGGUAAUAUGGGAAGAAAACGAAGAUUUUCAGUUCUGAGUGUUACCGGAAAUGGAAAAGGAUUAGCUGGAUUUGCCACCGCAAAAGCAUCCGAAGCUCGUACCGCAUUAAGAAAAUCAAAAAAUAGAGCUGGUCAAAAAUUAAUGAGGAUUGAACUAUGUGACAACCGAACGGUAUUUCACGAUUUUUAUUGUGCUUUCGGAAAAACGAAAAUAUUUGUUUCAAAGAAGCCAGAGGGAUAUGGAUUAGUUUGUCAUCGAGCAAUUCAAACAAUAUGUAAAGUUAUUGGUAUACGUGAUAUACAUGCAAAAAUAGAAGGUUCUACUAAUUUGCAACAUAUAGUAAAAGCAUUUUUUAUUGGAAUUUUAAAACAAAAAUCCCACAAACAAAUAGCUGAUGAAAAAAAAAUGCAUUUGGUAGAAUUUAGAAAAGAACAAGAAGAAAUACCACAUAUUGUAGCUAGUCCAGAUAUUUGCAGAAAACAAGAGAGUAUAACCAAAGAUGAAGUAUUAAAUUUUACACAGUAUGUUUUGGGAAAUAAAAUAGUUUUAAACAAGGCAAAUAUGACCCCAUUUUACACAAAUACUGUUGGAUACAAAUUAUAUUCUAAAAAACAAGAAUUGUUUAGAAAUCAAAACAAUGUAAGACUCAAUAUGUUGAUCAAUUAUAAUAAACUUAAGAGUUUUUUGUCGACUUAAAUAUGUAAAAAAUAAAUGGUAAUAUACCCACUGUGCUAUAUUUCCAGAAUAAUAAUUUUCGGGAAUGUAGCUCAAGGUGAUUUUACAACAAAUUAUA
Lucilia cuprina (Australian sheep blowfly) is the source of this 1389-nucleotide messenger RNA. RefSeq names its product 28S ribosomal protein S5, mitochondrial (gene mRpS5). Gene Ontology annotation, biological process: translation. Lineage: Eukaryota; Metazoa; Arthropoda; Insecta; Diptera; Calliphoridae. Gene Ontology annotation, molecular function: structural constituent of ribosome; RNA binding. The record is from RefSeq and is a predicted model, not a curated record. The transcript is spliced from 2 exons. Gene Ontology annotation, cellular component: ribosome. The coding region runs from base 81 to 1292 and encodes 403 amino acids.